Aricia agestis (brown argus) is the source of this 1121-nucleotide messenger RNA. It is a transcript of the gene MED31, whose product is annotated as mediator of RNA polymerase II transcription subunit 31-A. Gene Ontology annotation, cellular component: mediator complex; core mediator complex. The transcript is spliced from 4 exons. Gene Ontology annotation, molecular function: transcription coregulator activity. Gene Ontology annotation, biological process: regulation of transcription by RNA polymerase II. The record is from RefSeq and is a predicted model, not a curated record. NCBI's taxonomy places the organism in Eukaryota, Metazoa, Arthropoda, Insecta, Lepidoptera, Lycaenidae. Bases 292 to 711 code for a protein of 139 amino acids.
AAAAAUUUAUAAUGUUUAAAUUUAAUUAUAAAUGUAUAACAAUACAAUAAGCUCUAUCCCGAGUAUUCCCAAGACAUAAUAUGGUUCUAGUUGUAUAAAAUAAUUACACUUUUUAAAUGAGCAAUAAAAUGAACUAUACAUCACUCAAAAGUUCCCAGAUUGUAUUAAACACUUUACACUUGCUUUAGUGUUCAAAUAUAAUAAACUAAACAUUUGUAAAUAAUAAUUUAAUCACUAAGUAAACUUUACCGUAAAGUUGCUAUAUACAUUUUGUUCCUGGAGUUUGGCAAGAUGAUGGCUGGUAAAGUAAUGGAGACUGAGGAGCAGAAUAGAAUAAGGUUCCAAGUAGAAUUGGAAUUUGUGCAGUGUUUAGCAAACCCAAACUAUAUUCACUUUCUAGCUCAACGUGGGUAUCUCAAAGAGCAACCAUUUAUAAACUACUUGAAGUAUCUUCAGUAUUGGCGUGAGCCCGAGUAUGCUCGGUUUCUAAAAUACCCCAUGUGUCUUCAUUUCCUAGAGCUUUUGCAACAUGAGGCUUUCCGAAGAGAGUGUGUUUCUGCUCAGGUGUGCAAGUUUAUGGACGACCAAGCGAUACUGCUGUGGCAGCACUACACACGGCGGCGCACGCGCACGCUGCAGCCGCCCGACGCCCCCGCGCCGCCCGCACCCCCCGCACCGCCGACACAGAGUGUGCAGAGACAGCAGCAGUAGCAGCGUAUACUGUGGUGUGUACAGUUGCAGUGUUAUUAAGAAAAAUAUAUUUAAUCCAUACUCAAUUAAUCCAAACUAAAUCUGAACUAUGUUGCUAUGUUUGUCAAGUUGUUGCAUCCGUAACGAAAAUAAACCUAACACCCCCACUCCUACUAGCAGGUUGGUGUGGGCGUGUUUUAAUAAUACCUACUUCCAAAACAAGACCCAAUGUGUCAAGCAAAAAAUUCACCAUCUACUUUUGUAAAAGACCUUGAAUUUCAUUAUGUAAUUUAAGUUUAAAUUUCUCAAAAAAUAACAUAUGAGUUAUGAAAGAGAUUUACCUUUAAUAAUAUUAUUUUAAUGAAUUUUGCUGUUUACAUAAUACUGUGCUAGGUAGGUUAAGAUGAAAGUAAGUUAAAAAAGACUGUAAA